UUUCCCCCCCCUCUUUCUUUCUUCGCACCACCCCAAGCAGCGGAGGCAUAUUGUCUGUGGCGCAGCGCGACAGUGCGGUGUCCGAUUACAGCUCGCGCGCCGAGCAGCCACCGGCACAGAGCGCUUCUCCUCCGUGGGGCAGAAAUAGCAACCCGGGGCUCCGGAGGGACGGGACUGAGCACGGAGGAAUCUCUACAAAGGGAGUUCUACAUAAAACCAGAGACACGGCAGACGCGAGGAUAAUUUCAUCUCCGACUCAUCUUCUGUUUUGUGUAUCUGCGCUCCACUUCUUCUCUCCGGGACAAGACACGCAGCUUCGCUCCUUGCUAGAUGACCGGGAGUUGGACACCUCACUUGGUGUGUCUCUCCAAUGCUCUUGGCCCCUGAGGCCUGAGGAGAAGUGAGCCGAGCCCAGGCCCCCAAUGGGACGUCCUGUGACCCAGCAUGCACUGCUGCUGCUGCAGUGCAUGCUGGUCCUGCGGCCUGGAGGCGUGGCCAGUCGGAGAGGCCCCGUGCUGCUGCCCGAGUCGCCCUGUUAUAAGACAGAGCACCCACUCGUCCCCCACUCAGAGAUGGAGCCGUGGAUCUCCAGGUUCAAAGCAGAGGGCACGGUGGAUUACUCGCAGCUGACCUUUGACCCUGGCCAGAACGAACUCAUUGUCGGUGCCAGAAAUCACCUCUUCAGGCUCAAUCUGGAAGACCUGACACUGAUCCAGGAGGCUGAGUGGCACUGUGACGAGUUCACCAAGGGGGCCUGCUUCAGCCGAGGAAAAUCUGAGGAGGAGUGCCAGAACUACAUCAGGGUGCUGCUGGUCAACGGAAACAGGUUGUUUACCUGUGGCACCAACGCCUUCACCCCCAUCUGCACCAACCGAACACUGACCAAUUUGACAGAGAUCCACGAUCAGAUUAGCGGAAUGGCUCGGUGUCCGUACAACCCCCUGCACAACUCCACCGCCCUCAUCACCUCCAGCGGGGAGCUCUACGCUGCCACUGCCAUGGACUUCUCCGGGCGAGACCCCGCCAUCUACCGCAGCCUGGGCGGCAUGCCACCGCUGCGCACUGCCCAGUACAACUCCAAGUGGCUCAACGAACCGAAUUUCGUCUCCUCUUACGACAUCGGCAACUUCACCUACUUCUUCUUCCGGGAAAACGCCGUGGAGCACGACUGCGGCCGGACGGUGUUUUCCCGUGCCGGGCGCGUGUGUAAAAAUGACAUCGGUGGCCGCUUCCUUCUGGAGGACACGUGGACCACCUUCAUGAAGGCCAGGCUGAACUGCUCCAGGCCAGGAGAGAUCCCCUUCAACUACAACGAGCUGCAGGGCACCUUCUACCUGCCCGAGCUGGAGCUGCUCUACGGCAUCUUUACUACCAACGUAAACAGCAUUGCAGCGUCUGCUGUGUGUGCCUUCAAUCUCAGCGCCGUCGCCCAAGUUUUUAACGGACCCUUCAAGUACCAGGAGAACUCUCGGUCCGCCUGGCUGCCGUACCCUAACCCCAACCCAGACUUUCAGUGCGGCACCAUAGAAUCUGGCUCCUACAUUAACCUGACUCAAAGGAACCUGCAGGACGCCCAAAAGUUUUUGCUGAUGCACGAGGUGGUCCAACCCGUGGUUCCUGUGCCCUACUUCAUGGAGGACAACGUGCGCUUCACGCAUGUGGCGGUGGAUGUGGUGCAGGGGAAAGACAUGCUGUUCCACAUCAUUUACUUGGCCACUGAUUACGGUACUAUCAGGAAAGUGCUUUCCCCGCUCAACCAGUCCACGGGGAGCUGCCUGUUGGAGGAGAUCGAGCUGUUCCCGCCCAGGAAGAGGCAGCCGAUCCGAAGCUUGCUGAUCCUGCACAGCCGCAGCGAGCUUUAUGUGGGCGUAAGAGACCAGGUCAUCAAGAUCCCGCUCAAAAGAUGCAGCUAUCACAAGAGCAGAGAAGCCUGUUUAGGAGCCCGAGACCCGUACUGCGGCUGGGAUCUGCUGCUGAAGAAAUGCACCACCCUGGAGGAAAGUGUCAGAAUGAGCCAAUGGGAGCAGAGCAUCAGCAAAUGCCCGGUCCGUAAUGUGACAGUCGACGGAGGCUUCGGUGCCUGGUCUGGCUGGUCCACCUGUAGCCAUAACGACGGAGGCAGCCCGGGGUCCUGCCUGUGCCGGACCCGAGCCUGCGAUAACCCCGCCCCGCAGUGUGGCGGUCAGCAGUGUCACGGGAUCAGCGUGGAGGUGGCCAACUGCUCCAGAAACGGAGCGUGGACUCCGUGGACUUCCUGGUCUCCCUGCAGCACCAGCUGUGGCAUCGGCUUCCAGGUGCGUCAGCGAUCCUGCAGCAACCCGACCCCUCGCCACGGAGGACGCGUGUGCGUGGGCCAGAACCGUGAGGAGAGAUACUGUAACGAACACCUGCCCUGCCCGCCACACGUGUACUGGUCGGCGUGGUCAGCCUGGGAACGCUGCACCGUGCCCUGUGGCGGAGGCAUCCAGUCCCGACGCAGGACCUGUGAGAACGGCAACGACUGUCCCGGGUGUGGUCAGGAGUACCAGUCGUGCAACACACUGCCGUGUCCUGACCUCAAGAAGACCACACCCUGGACUCCCUGGACGCCCGUCAACAUCUCCGACAACGGCGGCCAUUACGAGCAGCGCUUCCGCUACACGUGCAAAGCUCGCAUCCCCGACCCCAGCCUGCUGGAGGUGGGCAGGCAGAGGAUCGAGAUGCGCUACUGCUCCAGUGAUGGAUCCACUGGCUGCUCCACUGACGGGGAAGUGCUUCGUCUUGGGAGGAUGUCGGGCCACACGGUGAACGGCGGCUGGUCGUCCUGGAGCUCCUGGUCUCAGUGCAGCAGGGACUGCAGCCGGGGGAUACGCAGCCGAAAGAGGACCUGCAGCAGUCCGGAGCCCCGCUACGGAGGCCAGACCUGCCUGGGCCCAGCGCAGGAGUACCAGGAGUGUAACAUCACGCCCUGUCCAGUGGACGGCAGCUGGUCGUGCUGGUCUUCAUGGUCCAAGUGCUCGGUGACGUGUGGAGGGGGUCACUAUACGAGGACGCGGACCUGCAGUAACCCCCCACCGGCCUACGGAGGGGACAUCUGCCUGGGUCUGCACACUGAGGAGGCACUGUGCAAUACACAAGCCUGUCCGGAGAGUUGGUCCAGCUGGUCGGAGUGGUCCCACUGUGACUCCAGCGGCGCCCAGCUGCGCGUGCGUCACUGCGAUGUCCUCUUUCCCACCGGAAACCAGUGCUCAGGAAACAGCAGCGAGACCAGGCCGUGUUCUGCCGACGCCAAUUUCAUACCAGAGGUCUCGAUUGCCCGCUCCAGUCAGGAGGAGAGGCGUUGUGGAGAUUUCAACCUCUUCCACAUGAUCGCCGUGGGGCUCAGCAGCUCCAUCCUGGGCUGCCUGGUCACCCUGCUGGUCUACUCGUACUGCCAGCGCUACCAGCAGCAGUCGCACGACGCCACCGUCAUCCACCCCAUCUCCGCCGCGCCGCUCAACACCAGCAUCACCAACCACAUCAACAAACUGGACAAAUACGACUCCGUGGAGGCCAUCAAGGCCUUCAACAAAAACAAUCUGAUUCUGGAAGAAAGAAAUAAGUACUUCAAUCCACAGCUUUCUGGGAAGACCUAUACCAAUGCAUACUUCACUGAUCUCAACACUUACGAUGACUAUUGAGCUCUCGCCUCCACGCCGUAGCGGUGGGGACGCUCGAUUUUCCAUACAUUCGGACUGUAUUCUUUUCUUUGUGCUUUGUAUUGAGAUUCGUGACACCACGCGUGGGAUGUCCCACUCUGAGACUCGAUGGCAGCUGGUACGUAACGAAAACACAGACACACAGUGUUGCCAACAGAGGGAAAUACCCACUUCCUCUCAGGUGCCUUGGGGUACACUCGGAAAGCUCGAUAUCUUGGAGGCAUGUUUUGCCUUGACUCUCGCCGAGAAAUGGACGACUGGAUUUCCUAAUGUGGACACAAAAGGAAAAAAAAAAACAAAAAAAAAAACAAAAUAAAAGUUAACUCAGCUCAAAGACACAAUGGGAUCCCUUUUAACUUUCCUGUGACGCCUCCGAAACAGACCUGUAUUUGUAACAAUGGAGAAUAACCACAAAUCGCUUUGCAUGACUUCAUCUGACGUGUUUCUCUCUGCCGUUAUGUUUCAUUUUGCAUGAUUGAUCGCAUUCCAGGUUUUUGGGGACUUGCAAGCAGCGUCUUUUUUUUUUGUUUGUUUUGUUUUUUGUCCUGCGGGUCUUAGAUUCAGGACUGGUUGCUGUGAUGUUGUGAUGUUACUACAGCAGCAGUCUCCAGAUGGAUGAAAACCACCUCCAGUCCUGGAAUCGGGAUUGUAGAUAUUUGAAGUCUGUGAUCACGUUUUUCCAUGUUUUAUGGUUUUUUUUUUUCUUUCAUAUUUUGCUUUUGAUUUCUUUAUUUCUUCUCACAGUUUCAGGUUAUCAAACUAUCAAUGUUAAAUUGUUUUUCUCAUUUUUUUUUUUUACUUUGAAAAAAAUAUGAUUUUUGUACAGAAGAUUAAGUUUGAAGCCUAUGUCUGUAGAUUUUCUAAUUGCAUUUAUUCAAUGUCCCAAGUGUUUAAGGAAUAUUUUCUUUUUGAAAAAAAAAAAAA
Molecule: messenger RNA, 4601 nt
Organism: Salarias fasciatus (jewelled blenny)
Lineage: Eukaryota; Metazoa; Chordata; Actinopteri; Blenniiformes; Blenniidae
Gene: sema5a
Product: sema domain, seven thrombospondin repeats (type 1 and type 1-like), transmembrane domain (TM) and short cytoplasmic domain, (semaphorin) 5A
Exons: 22
Coding region: 423-3659 (1078 amino acids)
Biological process (GO): semaphorin-plexin signaling pathway; neural crest cell migration; axon guidance
Cellular component (GO): plasma membrane
Molecular function (GO): semaphorin receptor binding; chemorepellent activity
Source: RefSeq, a predicted model, not a curated record